Meleagris gallopavo (turkey) is the source of this 2517-nucleotide messenger RNA. The record is from RefSeq and is a predicted model, not a curated record. NCBI's taxonomy places the organism in Eukaryota, Metazoa, Chordata, Aves, Galliformes, Phasianidae.
GCCUUCUGUCUGUCCUUCCACAGGAAGUGCAAUAAGACCAUGAACCCACAGCAGGGGAUUGGGCACUGCAGGAGCUUGACAGAGGAGAAGAGCUGAUGUGCUGGGCUCAGACUCACCAGCCGCAGGGCAGAGGCAGUGUAAAGCACACGAUGAACAUUCCACGUGGUGCCAGAGGUGAGGGCCAUGUGCAGGAGCUGUUCCACGAGGAGGCCCAGCAGGGAUCCCAAACACAGAGCAGGCCCUGGUGGAAGAUCCAGCUGUUUGUGUGGGAGCCAGUGCUUUUUGGGACGUGGGAUGGCGUCUUCACCUCCUGCAUGAUCAACAUUUUUGGAGUGGUUCUUUUCCUGAGGACGGGAUGGCUUGUGGGAAACACUGGUGUUGUGAUGGGCAUGUUUCUGGUGUCCUUUGUGGUCCUGGUUGCUCUGGUGACAGUCCUAUCUGGAAUUGGGGUCUGUGAGAAGUGCAGCAUUGGAAGUGGAGGCGUCUACUCCAUGAUCUCUACUGUCCUUGGAGGUCAAGUCGGGGGGACCAUUGGGCUCCUUUAUAUUUUUGGCCAGUGUGUUGCAGGUGCCAUGUACAUCACUGGCUUUGCAGAGUCCAUCGCGGAUGUACUGAACCUCAGCAACAUCUGGGCAGUGCGGGGCAUUUCCCUGGCGGUGCUGCUGGGGCUGCUCGGGAUCAACCUGGCAGGGGUGAAGUGGAUCAUCCGCCUCCAGCUCCUGCUGCUCUUCCUGCUGGCUGUCUCGACGCUGGACUUUGUCAUCGGGUCCUUUUCACACCUCGAUCCAGAGCACGGCUUCGUUGGCUACUCCGAAGAGCUUUUAUUUAACAACACACUGCCAGACUACAGCCAGGGGGAGUCUUUCUUCACUGUUUUUGGAGUGUUUUUCCCAGCUGCCACAGGUGUGAUGGCUGGGUUCAAUAUGAGUGGAGAUCUCCGGAAGCCUGCUACCAACAUCCCCCUGGGGUCUCUGGCUGCUAUUGGCACCUCGUGGUUUCUCUACAUGGUCUUCGUCUUUUUGCUAGGAGCCAUUUGCACCCGUCAGUCUCUCCGCUACGACUUCAUGAUAGCAGAGAAGGUAUCUUUGGUGGGUUUCUUGUUUCUGCUAGGGCUGUACAUCUCAUCCCUGGCCUCCUGCAUGGGGGGGCUCUACGGAGCGCCCCGAAUCCUGCAGUGCAUCGCCCAGGAGAACGUGGUCCCCAUGCUCGCCUUCCUUGGACGUGGGAAAGGACCCAACAAGACUCCAGUAGCUGCAAUUUGCUUAACAAGCCUCAUCACCAUGGCUUUCGUCUUCAUUGGGCAAGUGAACGUUCUUGCUCCGAUAGUCACCAUCAACUUCAUGUUGACUUAUAUUGCUGUAGACUACUCCUAUUUCUCGAUCUCCUUGAGCUACGACAUUCAGCAAAAACCUGGCAAGACACUGGUGGAAAACACUAAGACUCCUCACUCUUCCCAGCCUUUGAUUUUUAACAGGCCCUCCAGCCAUGCAUCAGAUGGAGUAAUUCAAAGCAGAUCGAAUGGCACCUUGCUGGAAUUCAGAAAAGACAUGGACCAGCUUUUUAAACCAUUUCAUAAUGAGCCAGAUGCUGGCAAAAAGGAAGGAGCUGAGAAUCUAAUGCAAAAAGUCAAACAGAAAAAAGCAAAGAAGCCAGCCAAGCAAAUGUUACAAGACAGCUUUCUUCUGGAUCUUGAUCAUGAUGCUUCUCCAGCCCACUGUGGCUGGGAUGAGACCAUGGAGCCUCCACCCAAAAGCCAGCAAUGUGAGAUGGGAUUGUGCUGGUCACUGCCUGCUGUGGAUCACCAGGGGCCACCUGAGUAUGGAGAGCAGCUCUGCAGCAAGGCACCAGAGGUCCCAGGUCGUGGGAUGGAAGAAUCAUCUACAAGGCAGCAAAAUCUAGAGCUGGAAAUUCAGCAAAUUCAAAAAUCCUUCUACUCCAAUUUCUGCAAUUACUGGGUUUCCUUUGCUGGUGCAAUUGUGUCCCUCAUCAUAAUGUUUGUCAUUCAGUGGAUCUACGCCCUUGUCAGCCUGGGGGCAGCGGUGGUUCUGUAUUUCUACAUCGGCCAAGUGAGUCCAGGACUCCCCCUGGGAGCAGCAGCGAAUUUCAGUUUGUUCAGCUGGAUUAAGUCUGUUUUGACCACCUCAUGCAGGAGGAGUCCGUCACCGAAGGAGCAGAUCGUGGUGACCCCAGCCUUUGCGACAGUGGGCAUGGAGACCAGGCAGCUCACCGAGGAGAAUGAGGACUUUGCCUCCAGGCACCGCUACCACCAGUCCUCCCUCAUCAGCAGGGAAGAGUUCAGGAAUCAGUUUCAGUAAAGUUGGAGGAAGAAAAAAAGAAAUAGCAAGCUGUCAUUUAAAAAAGGGCUGAUGAGUGCCAAUCACUGCUGACGUGCCUUGUGAAAUACUUGAAUGUGUAUGGAAAGGAUGUGAUUAGUUAUUUACAUGCUAGAGGCUUGUUUGUUUAUGCAGGCUACAACAUGGCCAAGUUUCAAAUCUUAUCCUAAAGGAAAAAAAAAAA